Messenger RNA from Nicrophorus vespilloides, 1632 nucleotides. RefSeq names its product pickpocket protein 28-like. The record is from RefSeq and is a predicted model, not a curated record. Gene Ontology annotation, biological process: sodium ion transmembrane transport. Bases 59 to 1462 code for a protein of 467 amino acids. The transcript has 10 exons. Gene Ontology annotation, molecular function: ligand-gated sodium channel activity. Gene Ontology annotation, cellular component: membrane. NCBI's taxonomy places the organism in Eukaryota, Metazoa, Arthropoda, Insecta, Coleoptera, Silphidae.
UGGAUUUGAUACCUGAUCGAUUUACAGGAUCGUCCAUUUGUGAUCAGUUUCCUUCGGGAUGUCGUCGGUGUGCCGUAAUCUUCGGUUCUAUUUGAAGAACACCAAUUUACAUGGUCUCAAAUAUGUUGCCGAUGAGAGCAAGCAUCCGCUAUUUAGAAUGUUUUGGUUGGCGAUUUUUAUAAUGUUUGGAAUGGCGAUGCUGAGGAUUUUUCGAGGUUCCUACGAAUCGUUUCAGCACAACGCGAUAAGCUUCGUGACGGAGACAACCUACCUGGAUUGGAAUACGACGUUCCCGGCGAUUUCGGUCUGUGAAAUCACGAGUUCGGAGACCUUCUGGACGGCGGAACCAAACGAGUCGUAUUCUCCGGUGCAGCAGUUUCUCUCCGACAUAAUCUUCUUCACCGGUAGCUGCUACUCCUGCAGCACUCCCUGCUCCGAAUGCGAGAAGCUCAAUUAUCGCGAAAUGGUUAAUCGGUUUCGAAAGAAGUGUUCCCAACUUAUGAAGCACUGUAGAUGGAACGAUAUAAGUUUUAAUUGUUGCGAUAAAUUCCUGCCUCUGGAGACGGAAUACGGUCGUUGCUUCUCCAUAAACUCGCUGCAUACCAGGUGGGUCAUUAAGAUUAUCGUCCAGUACCUUGCAUUUUGUACCUUGAUUUUCUAUUAUUGGAACGCUUCCAGCUCCAUCGAAGGAUCUAAUGUGGAGUUGAUAUCCAAUAGGAAGACUGGCCCAGGCGAAUUAUAUAUAGAAACAUCUGACGAUAUUCGGCUGUAUAUACACGCGCCCGAGGACGUUCCGUUCAUCAAUUCCGAUCCCGAUCAAAGGAAGGAUGUUAUGCUAGGAGAGAGCCACUCCAUCAUCAUAAACAUAAUUGAGAUUGCGAACGACGAGAACGUUAAGAAUGUCCCAGUGGAGAAGCGACAAUGUCUCUUCCCUGGAGAGAAGUCCGCAGAGCUUAAAGUGCAUAGUUACUAUUCCUAUUCAACUUGUAUCGUCCAAUGCCAUGCGGACGCUCACGCGAGGCUCUGUAAUUGCACACACCAUUUGAUGCCGGUGCUGGGAAAGGACACCUUUUGCGAUAUGAAAGGACUACAGUGUCUUACGGAUUACUUCGAGACGGUGAACAGGCUGCACGCCAAGGGAUUCGAUAAGCCCGGAUUGGUGUGCGAAUGUGUGCCCUCCUGUGUUGAACCGGAAUAUAAAAUCGUCUCCGAGCGCAAAGGAUUGAAAAGUGCUGCGAGCGAGAUAUCAAUCAGGCUGCAAUCACUGCCGACGUUCAGAUUCAAGAGGAACGUGGUGAGAACCACAAUGGAUUUGGUAGGUGAGUUGGCGCAGCGCGAAUUGCUAACCUGCAUCUUUACUCCAUCUUUAGUAUCAAUUGGCGGCACAGCGGGACUCUUCAUUGGUGCUUCUCUUCUCAGCAUCGUGGAAAUGAUUUACUUGUUGCUAAUUAGAAAAUAUUAGAACAAAUGUCACCUAUAAAUUACUUUUAUAUGUUGCAACGAUUACAUUACAUAUUAGUAAGUAUUAAAUUUUGUAUUUCAUGAUAUAACCACAAACUAUCGACCUAUAUUUAAAGGCUUUUAUAUAAUAACAAAAAUAAAUAGUAUGUCAUGCUUUAGGAGCGAAUUCUA